UUAGAAAAGAUGCUUCAAAAUUCUAUAAAUCAAGAGAAUUAUAUAGAUUAUUUAGAAAAACAGUUAGCAAUUUUUCAGAAUGAAAUAGACAAGCUUAAUAAAAAAAUUAUUGAUUUGUAUAGCUUUAGCAAUACUAUAGCACAACCACCAGGAUCACCCAGAUUAUCUCUAUCUGAAAAUCAAGCCAUGAUCCAAAAUAAUAGGAUUCACUCAGUUACAAUAGCUCCCACAAUAAAUGGUAUUGUAGAUUAUCUUAAUAUAAUUUCUGAUGCUAGCAAUAAGUUUAAAAAAUUGAUACUAGAUAUAUUUUCACAAGCAAAUAUUCAUGCAAUUAAUGCAGAAAAUCAAGUAGCAAAUUUGCAAACCCAGUUAGCUAAUUUACAAACCCAGUUAGCCAAUUCCCAGACUCAGUUUGUUGAUUCUCAAAACCAACGAAUUACAAUUCGUGCACAAAAAAGACAAAUAUCAGAAUCACUUUUAGAAAAAUUUGCAUUAAGAUUCAAAAACAAACAAACUUAUCAGCAACUACAAGAUUGCAAGACAGAUGGUGCAAAUUUAAGACAUGGUGCUGUAGGCCAGGCUGAAAAUAUUGUUAUUCCUGCUCAUACAGUAUUUGAUGAAGACUGGUCUUUUGCCGAUAGGUGCCCAACUGAUCGCAUUGUAAAUCUACCCAAUGCUAAUGGUAGUCAAUCUAUAGUAGCAGAUAGAAUUCGACUUGGGCAGGCAAUAUACUGGCUUAAAACUAACUAUCUCACAGUUACUGCAGAAAAACAGUGA
This is a messenger RNA of Cetraspora pellucida, 777 nucleotides long. NCBI's taxonomy places the organism in Eukaryota, Fungi, Glomeromycota, Glomeromycetes, Diversisporales, Gigasporaceae. The record is from the annotation of a GenBank genome assembly.